This is a messenger RNA of Benincasa hispida (wax gourd), 988 nucleotides long. Its product is annotated as ER membrane protein complex subunit-like protein. Lineage: Eukaryota; Viridiplantae; Streptophyta; Magnoliopsida; Cucurbitales; Cucurbitaceae. The record is from RefSeq and is a predicted model, not a curated record.
ACUAUGAGCCUUCAAAAGGAUCUGAAUCUUAAACACAGUAAACGACUAAGCGAAUUAUUAACUCCAACUCCACCGUCGGAAAAUCAGAAAAACAGUAUUCUGAAUGGAAAAGGGCAAAGGUUUGAUGGUGGACGGCCGGCGAUGGGCCGUCGAUUUCUCCGAUAAUUCUUCGUCCAGUUCGACUCGCGAUAUUCCUGAUCCUCCCGGUUUUAGUCGUGCUUCUCAAGAUCAGGACGAUUCCACUCUCAGCCGCCAAAAGAAGGAUGCCGAAUCCAAUUGGAAAGCACAGAAAGCUUGGGAAGUGGCCCAGGCGCCUUUGAAGAAUUUGUUCAUGAUGGGCUUCAUGAUGUGGAUGGCUGGAAGCACUGUUCAUUUAUUUAGCAUUGGUAUCACAUUUUCAGCUCUUUGGCAGCCCAUAAGCGCCCUGCAAGGGGUUGGAAAGGUCUUUGAGCCUUACAAGGACAGUAAAGUAGAUCUUCUUGGACCUAAGUUGCUGUUUAUUGCCCUCAACCUCGGAGGUUUAGCAUUAGGUGUUUGGAAGCUUAACACUUUGGGGCUUCUGCCAACACAUAUAUCAGACUGGGUUUCGUCUCUACCACCUGCUCAGGAAGUUGAAUUUUCCGGUGGUGGCUUUUGUCUUCGCUAAGAUGCAUGCACGCACAACUCCACUUUGUCCGCUGGCGACAGUGAAAAGAAUAGAGGAAAUCAUGGAAGCUGCUUGUCGAUGAUCGAUCUUCACGGGCGGAUUGCUUGUGUUGUGCAUGAACGUGAUUACGACUCUUUAUAUUAUGCCUGGAUGGAUUGUGCUUGAUCAAGAACAAUGUUAGAGAUGUGCUGAGGGCACAGCUAUUAUUUAUGGUACUCAGUUUUCUUAAAAAAAUUAGUUCAUGCUAGUAAAAUAUUACUGACUGGUAAAACCAUCCCAUAUGGAAUAUGGUUUAACAUAUUUUGAUUUUUUUAAUUCUCUUUUGCAUUAUUUAUGAACAAA